Molecule: messenger RNA, 1690 nt
Organism: Zea mays
Lineage: Eukaryota; Viridiplantae; Streptophyta; Magnoliopsida; Poales; Poaceae
Product: Protein WVD2-like 5
Exons: 7
Coding region: 322-1488 (388 amino acids)
Molecular function (GO): microtubule binding
Source: RefSeq, marked validated
CCACCACCUACACCCCCGUUGUCUCCUCUCCUUCCAUUGCCACAGUCGGCCUUCUCCGUGGAAGCCGGCGGGCCGCCGCCUCCUUUGUCCCUGUCGUCGUGCUCUUCCGUACCGCCAUUCCCUAGCACUGUCCACGGGCGAGGUAAAGAAACCAUCUUUCCACCUUCUCCCACCCCCUCCGGACCCAUAGGUGCCACCGGCAUUUGUCUUGCGAUUGCUUGGCCCAGAUCUGCGUGCAUUCGGCAUUUCUCGUGCGUAGAUCUCGCGUGUACGGUGUACCUCGUUUCCCUCGGCGGGUGGAUCAGUGACGGCUUGGUCGAGAUGGACGAUGUGGUUGAUGACAUCAUCUGUGGAACGGAUGCGGCGGUUGCCGUCGAGGAUGGGGCCAGUGGGACGCCCGCAAUGCCUAGCUUAGGGUGCCAGGGUGAGGAAGAGCAUAGGAAGGGCAAUGAGGACAACUCAGGUGAGAGCGAGGUGAUUAACCCGCCAGAAGAGGCUGGCGGGGAGGCCACCUCGCCCCUGGAAGGCAGGAAGCCUCGCCUUUCCAAGGGGAAUCAAAGCCAUGUACCUAAGGCUGUCAAAUCUAAGAGUCCAAGGAGUGGAGAUGAAAAUCAGACAAGGAGAAAAGCUCCCAACUCUUCUUUUCCUAAGGCACCCAUUGUCCAGGAGUCCCAUGGUGACUCUGGUGUCGGCAGUAAUAAAGCUGGCAAGAAUGAGUCUCACUCAUCCCCAAUUGAUGCAGCAUUGCCCGAUGAGUCCAAGGAGAAAAGGAAAACUCAAAAGCCACCAGCACAGCUCUCUUCCAUCAAAAGAGAUGAAGAACAGUCAAAUGGUGAGAGUGCAAAGCCUCGAAAAGUUGGAAGCACGCCAUCAUAUGGUUUCACCUUCAAGUGUGAUGAGAGAUCUGAAAAAAGACGAGAGUUCUAUUCGAAGCUUGAGGAGAAGAUUCAUGCAAGAGAGUUAGAAAUAAGCAAUUUGCAAGCCAAGUCAAAGGAAACUGAAGAAGCAGAACUCAAAAUGCUGAGAAAGAGUUUGAAUUUCAAGGCAACACCAAUGCCAAGCUUUUAUAAGGAACCAACCCCUGCCAAGGUUGAAUUGAAAAAGAUCCCCCCAACCAGAGCUAAAUCACCAAAGCUUGGUCGGUCUAAAAACAAGUCCAUAUCAGAGACUGAAGAAAAUACUACUACGGACCAACCUGCCCGUCUGAGCCUUGACGAAAAGGUUUCUCAAAACGGUGUGAAAAAACCAACCCCGUCGAGUUCAGCAAAGAAGCCCCAGAGAAAGUCACUCCCCAGGCUGCCAUCUGAAGAAACUUGUCCGCUUGAUGCCACCUCAAGGCAGCUGAAGAACAACAAACUGGAUGAAGUUAAUGCUCAGGAGACAGGAUCAGCUACAGGGCAGGUACAAGGAAGUGAGACGGAAACAGAUUCUGUUCAGAGCGCAACUCAAGCUGGAGCUAACCCUGAUGAACAGAGUGUCGCUCAGUGAACAGAGUGUCGCUCAGUGAAGAUCUCGGUGGCCAAGCCAAGUGAUUUGUGAUGGAUGGUGUGCCUUAUCUUUGUGUGAUGUUGUGCUUGUCUACUAGAGUGACUUGUGGCCUGUAUCAUGCUGUGUUAUACUCCUGUUUUUGUUUUCCUGCGAUUGAGCCUGUAUGUUGCUUAUCAAUCUAGAUAGCUUUUGUUCAUAAUCU